AUGGCAGCCGUAGCAGCAUCCGUCAUCCCGGCGCUUGACCAGCGUCCGGUCAAGAACACCAUCUGCCUCUUCGAUGUCGAUGGCACCCUUACCCCUGCCCGUAGAGUGUGUCUUUGUCUUCGCGAACAUAUGAGAAGGAAGGAGACUGACAGAUAUACANNGACGGUCUCUCCCGAGAUGCUCGCUCUCCUGUCGCAGCUCCGUCACAAGGUCGCCAUUGGCUUCGUCGGUGGCAGCGAUCUCGUCAAGCAACAAGAACAGCUCGGCACUGCUUCCGUCCCUGUCACCAGCCUCUUCGACUUCUGUUUCGCCGAGAACGGUCUGACCGCAUACCGCAUGGGCGUCCCGCUCGCAUCGUCAUCCUUCAUCAAGUGGAUCGGCGAGGAGCCUUACCAGAAGCUCGUCAAGUUCAUCCUCCACUACAUCGCCGACCUCGAGAUCCCCAAGAAGCGUGGUACCUUCAUCGAGUUCCGCAACGGCAUGAUCAACGUCAGCCCCAUCGGUCGUAACGCCAGCAUCGAGGAGCGCAACGAGUACGAGAAGUACGAUCUCGAGCACGGCAUUCGCAAGAAGUUCGUCGAGGACAUCAAGGCCGCUUUCCCCGACCUUGGCUUGACAGGCUGGGACAAGACAUACUGCUUGCAGCACGUUGAGGCCGAGAAGCAGUAUGGCAACGAGUACACCACCAUCCACUUCUUCGGUGACAAGACAUACAAGGGCGGUAACGACUACGAGAUCUACGAGGACCCUCGCACCAUCGGCCACAGCGUCAAGACGCCCGAAGACACUGCUGCCGAGCUCAAGAAGCUGUUUGACCUUUGA
Messenger RNA from Aureobasidium musti, 822 nucleotides. The record is from the annotation of a GenBank genome assembly. NCBI's taxonomy places the organism in Eukaryota, Fungi, Ascomycota, Dothideomycetes, Dothideales, Saccotheciaceae.